This is a messenger RNA of Penicillium macrosclerotiorum, 1701 nucleotides long. Its product is annotated as putative arginine transporter. Gene Ontology annotation, molecular function: amino acid transmembrane transporter activity. The record is from RefSeq and is a predicted model, not a curated record. Gene Ontology annotation, cellular component: membrane. Bases 1 to 1701 code for a protein of 566 amino acids. NCBI's taxonomy places the organism in Eukaryota, Fungi, Ascomycota, Eurotiomycetes, Eurotiales, Aspergillaceae. Gene Ontology annotation, biological process: amino acid transmembrane transport. The transcript has 2 exons.
AUGGCCUCAGACAAGUUCAAUCUGCCGCCUGGGACCGAGAAGGGAAAGAUGGAGUCAGAGGGCCCGAUCAUGCAGGCGCAGCCCAUUCACCCAGUCGACAACUAUGAUGUCGACUACGAAAAGCACGGCGCUGGCCGCGAGUCCAACCCGCUGCCCGAUCUCAAGCGCAACCUCAAGAGCCGACACUUGCAGAUGAUCGCCAUUGGUGGUACCAUCGGCACAGGUCUGUUCAUCGGUAGUGGCAAGGCCGUCGCCCACGCCGGCCCCGUCGGCGCCCUCAUCGCAUAUAUCUUCGUCGGCACCAUCGUUUACUCGGUCAUGACGUCUUUGGGCGAAAUCGCGACCUACAUCCCCAUUCCCGGUGCCUUCACCUCGUACGCCGCGCGUUUGAUCGACCCCAGCCUGGGAUUUGCCAUGGGCUGGAUCUAUUGGUUCUCGUGGGCGUCCACGUUUGCGCUGGAACUCACGGCCACCGGGAUGAUCAUUCAGUUCUGGGACAGCUCGAUCCCCAUCGCUAUCUUCAUCGCUAUUUUCUGGGUCAUGAUCAUCAUCUUUAACAUGAUGCCCGUCGGGUUUUAUGGCGAAAUGGAGUUCUGGUUCUCGACGAUCAAGGUGCUUACCGUCAUCGGCUUUAUGAUCUUCGCCAUCUGUAUGGAUGCCGGCGUGGGCAAGGAGGGGUAUCUCGGUUUCCGAUACUGGGUGCACCCGGGCCCCUUUGUACCCUAUCUGGUGGAAAACAACGACUCGCUGGCAAAGUUUGUUGGCUUCUGGUCCGUCCUGAUCCAGGCCGGCUUUGCCUACCAAGGCACAGAACUAGUCGGUAUCGCCGCCGGCGAGACUGAGAACCCCCGCAAGACCGUUCCUGCGGCGAUCCGCAAGACCUUCUAUCGUAUCGUUUUCUUCUUCGUCCUAACCAUUUUCUUUAUCGGCAUUGUGGUCCCAUCGAACGAUGACCGCUUGCUGGCGAGUGAGGGCAGCGGUUCCGACGCGAACAACGGAAAUGCCUCGCCCUUCGUGAUCGCAGCCCGUCGUGCCGGAGUCAACGUGCUUCCCUCGAUUAUCAAUGCCGUCCUUCUGACCGUGGUGCUUUCAGCGGCCAACUCGAACGUCUAUAGUGGCAGUCGUAUCGUGGUCGGCCUGGCCCAGGAAGGAUUCGCGCCCCGGAUCUUUAAGCGGACCACUAAGGGCGGUGUGCCGUACCUGGCAGUCGGGUUCACCGCGCUGUUCGGCCUGCUCGGUUUCCUGAACGUAUCCAACGCCGGCUCGACCGUGUUCAACUGGUUGAUGCAGAUUUCUGGUGUGGCCGGAUUCAUCACCUGGUGCUCGCUGAACGCAUGCCAUCUUGCGUUCCAGCGCGCGCUCAAAGCCCGCAAUAUCUCCCGUGAUGUGCUGCCGUACAAGGCGAUGUGGCAGCCGUGGUUCUCGUGGUACGGCCUGUUCUUCAACAUUCUGAUCAUUUUGACCCAGGGCUUCGACUGCUUCAUCGGGGGCUUUGACGUGCAGAACUUCUUCAUCUACUAUCUGAGUCUGAUCUUGUUUGUGGUGCUUUAUAUCGGGCACAAGGUCAUUUUCCGCCCCGCGUUCGUGAAGCCGCUCGAGGCCGAUCUCGACACGGGCCGAACCACCGCCGACAAUGAGAUCUGGGAGACGAACGAGCCGACCACUUGGUACGGUAAGCUGUGGCAGGCGAUUGCCGGUUGA